CUUUGAAAGCCUACGCGCAGUCUCUUAACCGUGGUUCUCAGCUAACCAAACGUUCAACUAACCAUAGUUACUUUCUCUUUCCUUCCCAGUUUUUCCAACUCCCAUUCUUCAUUUCUUUGCGUUCAAUCUUAGCUCUCGUCUUCUCUACCUGUUCUACUCGAUAGAUCUACUCAAUCAUCAAAUCUAGGGUUUCUAUUAGUUCAGAAAUUGCGAUUGUGUAUCAAGCAUUGAUUUUUUUCCAGUUUAUUGGUAGAAUUUUUUUCUUUAUGCAAACAAUUGUGUGGGAAUCGCAGCGUAACAAUAGUCCCGCGAUUAGAGUGAGAAAUGGAGAUGCAGAAAAUGGUAGAAUGUCUUCAGAGGGGAGUUGAUACUCGGCCUCGAAAACGACCUCGUUUGACCUGGGAUGUUCCUGCUCCCGCUCCUCAUCCUCCUCUUCCUAAGGUGCUCUGCUUUUUUAGUUUCCUUUUAGUUCAUGAUGAAGCUUUUCUUUUUUCAGUUGCGCGUAUUUUGAUUAGUUUUAGAUUUCAUCAUUGUUAAUUUUAAUAUCCCGAGUUUUUCAUUUCUUGUUUGUUAUUUCAAUUUUACCGCUGUUUUAUGCGAGUUAAAAAUCUUUACCACGUUCCCUUUUGUUGUAGCAUAGCUUAAUUUCUUGAAAUCUGUAACUGGAUUUGCUUGUGUCCUGCAUGAGGUUUUGUAAACAGUUGAUGUAAAUUAUUUUGUUGAUUUUGUUUGCCUGUUUAUAAAUCUUUUUUCAGUGUAAUUUAUUUGGGCAAAAAUAGAGAUUUAUCUUUUGUAUUUAGUUUCUGUAAUCUUUUGUAUCUUAUCAUAUCAAAAAAUUUUAUUUUCAUUAGAUAUUAAACUUCCUCUCUUGUUUGUCCAUUUUUUAUGGCAAAUCAUGAAAUGCAGUCUCUCUUGAUUUAAUGGAAAUCUUCUCAUGAUGAAACUGAUUGUACAUUUUAUUACCGUUUUCCCUUGAAACAUAGAAGGGGAAGGAACCUAAUUGGAGGGGAAGGCUAUGGUUUUGGGGAAUAUAGAUUUUUCUGCAUUUUUGGCAUAUGUUUUGAUAAAGUUCCGAGGCUAACAAUUGCUCAGCACAUCUUGCACUAUCAUAAUACCGAUAGGUACUAUUGGUAGUGGUUCUCAUGGGGCUUUGUGAUGUUAUUAUUUUAAUAUGUGACCAUCACUGUGUUAUGAUAUUUAUCUGUCUGAGGUCUCUUGAGGUGCUGAAAUUCCUUUUGGGAACAAUCAGAUGCAUUUCCAAAUACAUGAUGCACUAUCUUCAUUAUUGUAAUAGGUCAUUCCAACAGUAUAUUGCGGUCAAGAGUUCAUGAAUGGGCUAUUGCCAAACUACCCUUAUUCAUCAAUAUAUUGUAAGGGGGUUCCUCGGAAUAUUUCCCCACCUUGGAGAUCAGAUGAUAAAGAUGGACACUACGUCUUUGCCAUUGGAGAAAACUUAACUCCUCGUUAUAGGAUACUGAGCAAAAUGGGUGAAGGGACAUUUGGGCAAGUUCUUGAAUGUUUGGACCAUGAAAGGAAAGAAAUUGUGGCAAUUAAGGUUGUUCGCUCGAUCCAUAAGUAUCGCGAAGCUGCCAUGAUUGAGAUUGAUGUCCUUCAGAAGCUAUUGAGGCAUGAUGUUGGUGGUAGACGUUGUGUGCAAAUACGGAAUUGGUUUGACUAUCGUAAUCAUAUAUGUAUUGUUUUUGAGAAGCUUGGUCCAAGCUUAUACGAUUUCCUCCGCAAAAACAGCUACCGUUCAUUUCCCAUUGAUCUUGUUCGGGAGUUUGGCAGACAACUCUUGGAGUCUGUAGCAUUUAUGCAUGAUCUACGCCUGAUUCACACUGAUUUAAAGCCAGAGAACAUUCUUCUUGUUUCCUCUGAGAGUAUCAAAAUCCCUGACUUUAAGUUUCUGUCGAGGUCCAUGAAAGAUGGUUCCUACUUUAAAAAUCUACCCAAGUCAAGUGCUAUCAAGCUCAUUGACUUUGGCAGCACCACUUUUGAGCAUCAGGAUCAUAGUUAUGUGGUGUCAACACGUCAUUACCGUGCUCCAGAGGUUAUUUUGGGACUUGGAUGGAACUACCCGUGUGACUUGUGGAGCGUUGGUUGUAUACUUGUCGAACUUUGCUCUGGGGAGGCUCUUUUUCAGACGCAUGAGAAUCUGGAGCAUCUUGCUAUGAUGGAACGAGUGCUUGGUCCCUUGCCUCAGCAUAUGAUCAUCAGAGCAGACCGUCGUGCUGAGAAAUAUUUCAAAAGGAGUGCACGGUUAGGUUGGCCAGACAGUUCUACCUCUAGAGAAAGUAUGCGGGCAGUUUGGAAGCUGCCUCGUCUUCAGAAUCUAAUAAUGCAGCUUGUGGACAACUCUGCUGGUGAUCUCAUUGAUCUCUUGCAAGGUCUUCUCCGUUAUGAUCCAGGAGAGCGUCUGAAAGCGAGAGAUGCGUUACGACACCCAUUCUUUACCAGGGAUUUAAGACGGGUUGGCUAUCAUCUGUAAAUCAAGAUUCUACUCAAGCAAACUAAAGUAACAGGAAGGAAAUAGUGCAGGUGUGGGUUGGGGAGCUAAAAAAAUGAAAGUGUGAUGUAGAUUUAACCCCUUUUCACUUAUGUUGUAUUUGUCAUGUCAUUUCUGUAUAGAAAUGGUGCCUCUCCACUAUUGCGAUUCCCGAAUAUGCUUUAUCAAAAUCAUAUUUGGCGUUAAAGCAUAUCUUCCACCCUUUUUUCCUUCCCAUCCUUGUUAUUGUGAUUGCACAAAAGAGUGAUAAAAAAAAUUUGUUGAAAUUUGCAUGGUUUUCUUGUAUGCCUUAUCUAACAGCUCAUCUACAAAUUUGUUUGCUGUUUCAUUCUACCAACAGAAUUUUGGAUCAAGAUAAGGGGAAGUCCUAACAUGCAGAUUUCGUGGCUUGUGCUCAAGUUGUUUUUGCCUGGCAGUUGGCUUGGCCAUUGAGUCUGAGAGAUGAGGUGGGAGAAUCCCUGUGCAUCAAAGACACAAAGGUAUCAUUUCUGUUACUAUUUCUUUCUAGUCUUUAUGUCAUCGCUUCACCCAUCUAUUGGAAACUGGUGAAUUAGUCAUACAGUCAUCUAUUCAUGCAUGCUGACUAGGUUAGAAAAGUAUUUUGUCAAAUAUAUAAGAUCGUACUCGAGAAUUGGUUGAUGUAAGAUGGUGCUGUCAAAUAUAUAAGAUCCUACUUGAGAAUUGGUUGAUGUAAGAUACUGCUGAGGUGUUCUUUUUUUUGGGGGGGUGGAGGGGGUUGGAGGAAUUGAUCGCUUCGUUGUUCAAGCUUGUAUGCUGGCUAUCCUAGCUGCUGACUCCAGGAACUGUUACAAAUGAGAUGUUUAAUCAGAAUGGCACAUCAAAAUGUGUAUUUGGUUUCCUUGGCGAGUGCUUAUUCAUGAAUUCUGAAGCUAUCCUGGAUGUGAAGUCGACGAGUGAGGGAUUGGAUGUUUUGCUGUUUUGGUUGAAAGAGAAUCAUUAUUAUUAUUAUUCCAAAAAAGGAAGUGUAACAUCUCGUGGCGUAUGAUUUUCUGAUAAUGGGAAAAAUAAAAAACAAUUCAAAUGUCAUAUCAGAUGUCCUAAAUUAUAAACAUUGAGAAAUGGUCGUUCUCUCCCCC
Molecule: messenger RNA, 3603 nt
Organism: Oldenlandia corymbosa var. corymbosa
Lineage: Eukaryota; Viridiplantae; Streptophyta; Magnoliopsida; Gentianales; Rubiaceae
Source: the annotation of a GenBank genome assembly